AUGGCGUCGGUGUCGUCGUCGGAUCAAGGGCCUAAGACAGAGGCGGGAUGCAGCGGAGGAGGAGGAGGGGAGAGUUCGGAGACUGUGGCGGCGAGUGAUCAGAUGUUGUUGUAUAGAGGUUUUAAGAAGGCGAAGAAGGAGAGAGGUUGCACAGCUAAGGAGCGUAUCAGUAAAAUGCCACCGUGCACGGCUGGUAAAAGGAGUUCCAUAUACCGCGGAGUCACCAGGCAUAGAUGGACAGGUCGUUAUGAAGCUCACCUUUGGGAUAAGAGUACCUGGAACCAAAACCAGAACAAGAAGGGAAAACAAGGUUUCUCUUUUCUCUUCGCAUCCGACAAAAUUUCUUUCCUCAUCAUGUUUGGAAUAUCAAAGCUGAUCAUGUGUUUUUUCCUUGAUAUUUUCAUGGUUGACGGAAAUUUUGCCACACCAGUUUAUCUAGGAGCAUAUGAUGAUGAAGAGGCUGCUGCUAGAGCUUACGACCUGGCUGCCUUAAAAUAUUGGGGACCUGGGACACUCAUAAAUUUUCCGGUGACGGAUUACACGAGGGAUUUAGAAGAAAUGCAAAAUCUUUCAAGGGAAGAAUACCUUGCAUCUCUACGUAGGAAAAGCAGCGGUUUCUCAAGGGGGAUAGCGAAAUAUCGUGGACUUCAAAGCCGAUGGGAUGCAUCAGCCAGUCGUAUGCCUGGACCUGAUUACUUCAGUAACAUUCAUUAUGGGGCAGGUGAUGAACGAGGAACAGAAGGUGACUUUCUAGGUAGCUUUUGUCUGGAAAGAAAGAUCGAUCUAACAGGAUACAUAAAGUGGUGGGGAGUCAACAAAACCCGUCAACCAGAAUCUUCAUCAAAAGCAUCAGAGGAUGCAAGGGUCGAAGAUGCGGGUACUGAGCUUAAAACACUGGAACACACAUCUCAGGCAACAGAACCAUACAAAGCGCCAAACCUUGGUGUCCUUCGUGGCUCUCAGAGAAAAGAAAAACAAAUAUCAUCACCAUCCCCCACCUCUUCUGCCUUAAGCAUUUUGUCUGAGUCUCCUGCUUUCAAGAGCCUGGAGGAGAAAGUACUGAAGAUACAAGAAAGCAGCACAAGAGAAAACGAUGAGAAUGCAAACCGUAACAUCAUCAAUAUGGAGAAGAGUCACGGCAAGGAAAUAGAGAAACCAGUCGUGAGUCACGGAGUUGCUCUAGGCGGUGGUGCUGCUGCUGUUUUGUCUCUUCAGAAAAGCAUGUACCCACUUACCUCUCUCUUAACUGCUCCAUUGCUCACCAACUACAAUACAUUGGAUCCCCUUGCAGACCCUAUUCUUUGGACACCAUUUCUUCCCCCUGGAUCAUCUCAUACUUCAGAGGUGACGAAGACAGAGACAAGUUGUUCCACAUACAGCUACCUCCCACAAGAGAAGUGA
Messenger RNA from Arabis nemorensis, 1401 nucleotides. Lineage: Eukaryota; Viridiplantae; Streptophyta; Magnoliopsida; Brassicales; Brassicaceae. The record is from the annotation of a GenBank genome assembly.